Molecule: messenger RNA, 3388 nt
Organism: Notechis scutatus (mainland tiger snake)
Lineage: Eukaryota; Metazoa; Chordata; Lepidosauria; Squamata; Elapidae
Gene: NUAK1
Product: NUAK family kinase 1
Biological process (GO): protein phosphorylation; microtubule cytoskeleton organization; intracellular signal transduction
Cellular component (GO): cytoplasm
Molecular function (GO): ATP binding; tau-protein kinase activity
Source: RefSeq, a predicted model, not a curated record
CGGCUUUUUUGCUUUCCCCUCCCCAACUGAAAAGCGUCUUCCGCCAAAGGACCGGGUGCAGCCGGGGAAUCCCCUCCGGCCCGGCCGCUUUCACCGUCCCCAAAUUCCCGUCUUAGUAAUUGCUUUUUAGGUACCCCAGCGGGGAGUGAGAGGAGGGCGCUGUGGCCUCCGGUUUCUCGGCCUCUCUCCCCUCCCGGCCCGAAAAUAUGAGGGCAGCCCUUGCUGAACACGCCUGAAGGGAGGGACCCCCGAGGCUCCUCCCGCGCCGCUCCAAGUGCCUUCUAGGCGCACGCCCGCCGGAGCGGGAGAUGGAUAGGACUGAGCUGGAUGGCAGCAGCAGCACAGAAGCUCCCCAGCAAUGCUGCCGGGAGGCUGAGCGGGCUGUCGGUGAAGUGGCGGGAGCGGCUAUGGAGGAGUCCGCAGCGGAGACUCCUUCUUCAGGGGACUCGGUUGCUUCGACCCCCAAGGCCGUCAGCCCUGUCAGCGCUCCCCAACAGGAGCUGAAGCAGCAGCAGCAGCAAGGGGUCAAGAGGCACCACCACAAGCACAACCUGAAACAUCGCUACGAGUUGCAAGAAACGCUGGGCAAGGGUACCUAUGGCAAAGUCAAGAGGGCCAUCGAGAGGUUCUCAGGCAGAGUGGUUGCAAUAAAAUCCAUCCGUAAGGACAAAAUUAAGGAUGAACAAGAUAUGGUUCACAUCAGACGGGAGAUUGAGAUUAUGUCAUCCCUCAGCCAUCCUCAUAUCAUCACCAUAUAUGAAGUAUUUGAGAACAAAGAUAAAAUAGUGAUCAUCAUGGAAUAUGCAAGUAAAGGGGAAUUGUAUGAUUACAUCAGUGAGAGGCGAAGGCUAAAUGAAAGGGAGACAAGACACUUUUUCCGGCAAAUUGUUUCAGCAGUUCAUUAUUGUCAUAAGAAUGGUGUCGUUCACAGGGAUUUAAAACUGGAAAAUAUUCUUCUUGAUGACAAUUGUAACAUCAAGAUUGCAGACUUUGGUCUUUCAAAUCUUUAUCAGAAGGAUAAAUUUCUCCAGACUUUCUGUGGAAGUCCACUAUAUGCAUCUCCUGAAAUUGUUAACGGAAGACCUUAUCGAGGACCAGAGGUUGACAGCUGGGCUCUUGGUGUUUUACUUUAUACUCUGGUUUAUGGAACAAUGCCCUUUGAUGGCUUUGAUCACAAAAAUCUGAUCAGGCAGAUCAGUAGUGGAGAAUAUCGUGAGCCAACACAGCCCUCAGAUGCUCGCGGCCUGAUCAGAUGGAUGCUGAUGGUGAAUCCUGAGCGCAGAGCAACCAUUGAAGACAUUGCCAACCACUGGUGGGUUAACUGGGGCUAUAAGAGUACUGUUUGUGAUUGUGAUGCCUUGCAAGACUCUGAGUCCCCUCUGCUGUCUAGAUUCAUAGACUGGCAUCAUCGAUCCAGUGGCCUCCAGCCAGAGACUGAGACCAAAAUGAAGUGCCUUUCUAAACCAAAAGGAUCCGAAGUCCAUUUAGAGAGACAGAGAUCCCUCAAAAAAUCAAAGAAGGAAAAUGACAUUGCACAGUCUAUCCAAGAAGGAGUUGACAGCUCCUGCAAAUUAAAUUCCAAGAGGCCAAAAGGUAUUUUGAAGAAGAGGAGCAAUAGUGAACAUCGAUCUCACAGUGCAGGAUUCAUAGAAGGAGUAGUCAAUCCAGUAUUGCCCUCCACUUUUAAAAAAGAACAGGAAUUAUGUAGAACAGGUAUGCCAAUUAAGAGUGUUUUGGAAGGGGAUAUAACGGGUAAAUACAGCACUAAGCAGUCUUCUUUAAUGCCAAAAAAGGGAAUCCUCAAGAAGACUCAGCAAAGAGAAUCGGGAUACUACUCAUCUCCAGAACGGAGUGAAUCUUCAGAACUCCUGAAUCAUAAUGAGGAGGUAGGAAACAGUGAUACAUCCCCAAAUAUCAUCGAAACGUUAAGGAUAGAGUCUUACAGUCAUUCCUACAGACGGAAGGGUAUUUUAAAACACAGUAGCAAGUAUUCCACCACUACUGCACAUUCAGCUUUGAUCCAUUCUGAUAGACCAGUCACGAAAGGCAUGGAGGAAGCAGGUCUGGCUGUAGAUGGAUUAUCUCGAAGUUACAGUCGCCCUUCUAGUGUGAUUAGUGAUGACAGCAUUCUUUCCAGUGACUCUUUUGACUUGGUAGACUUGCAAGAGAACAAACUUAAAAUAAAAAGCUGUGUGUCUGCUGAAAACUUCCUCCAGAUCCAAGAUUUCCAAGGACUUCAAAAAAACCGCUCACGACCACAGUACCUGAAGCGCUACCGAAAUCGGACAAGUGAUAGUUUUUCUCUUCUUACAGACAUGGAUGAUGUCACUCAGGUCUACAAGAAGGCUCUAGAGAUCUGUAAUAAAUUUAAUUAGCAGAUGGGGAAAAAGUAGGACUGGAGAGAAAGGGUCUUGGAUACCUUUAUGAUGGAGUUGACCCAAUUAUCAAUUAGCUGAAAGUAACAACAUUGUUAUAAGGAGAAGCCCUUUGAAAAUACCACCUCAUGCUUAUUAUUCAAACUUGGAGUUCAUGCAAUUAAAAUACUACCUAAUGUACAAAGAAAUUAUGGUAAUAUAUGAAGAAAACUCUCUGGCAGAUAGAAAAAAAAUAAAAUCUUCCAGUGUAGUAAGUUGAAACUAGAUAAAAUGUAAACUGAAAAAAGGUACUUUUCAUUUUUGUUAGAGAAGGUAACUAACUAGUGGAAAAGCUAUAACUUUAAGAGUAAAAAAUAAUCAACAGUUAAAAAUAAUAAAUUAUUGGCGAAUGGAUUUAUCAGUAUCUAUACUGAUGAAUUAAACUUCAGCUAAGUUAAUAAAAGUUCUUGAAUUUCAACCAAAGGAGAUCCUAACUGAAAAAUACAUGCAAAAAGGCCUGGGCUAAAAACUUUGUGGGCAUACUUGCCCAGCCAUUUAUUGGAAAUGCUGGUUAUAAUAUUUUUCUUUUGAAAAGCAUUUAGCAAUUUAAGUGGGAAAUAUUUCAUUUUUUAUAGAACUUCAGUUAGCAAGAAAUAGUAAUGUAGUAAAAAUGAUGAGUUGAGAGACAAGAACCAUAUUCUUUUCCCAUUAGUGGGGACUCUGGAAAUCUGUAUGUCUGCAAUUAAAAAUAAAUUGUUUGAAGUGCCAAGAACCUUUAACAAGUUUCUUUUCACCACUUGUGCGUUUAUGUAAGUUAUAGGAACCAUAAAGUUUUUCUAAAGGACUUUGUUAUGCAAAGUGAUCUAAUGCUGAUUUAAUGAGCUGCAGAAUUUAAGUUUUAUCAAAGACUUUGAGUUUAGUUAUUGCAGACCUCAGUUUAGGACAGAUUUCCAGAGCCCUGUUAAUAGGCAGUGGUGUGAAUGGCUAGAUGAAACAAAGUGAUGAGGAUGACUAGAAGGAAUACACCCAAAGGU